AGGAAUUACUUUAUUACUCCCUCCGUUCACUUUUAUAAGUCGUUUUAGAUAACUGAAAGUAAGCUAAUUUGCACCUUGUCUGAAAUGUCUUCAAAGCCUUAUAAAAGUAAACAGAGGGAGUAAUUAAUUGGAGGCAUGUAGCUAACAGAGCAGGCCAUAAAUCUGAAAGAUUAGAAAGUUGAAAGUAUAGCUAAUUAGAUGCAAACAUAAAUUCUUUGUAUAGCUAACAGAGCAUGCACCGCCCACCCAUAUUCCACUAUUUAUUUUUUAGAGAUUGAGGAAUAACUCUUAUAUAUCCCUCAAACAUAAAGAGAAAAAUUAGAGGGUGGAGACAUCUUGCAAACACAAGUUCUCUGUGCAUGCACGCCACUAGCUCACACAUAAAGAAUGACAAGCACUUGGUGAGUUGUGAGAGCUAGCACUCAUCUCCCCUCCCUCCCCGUAGCUUUGCCAUUCCCUCCUUGUCACUUUGCUCAAAGGCUAUCUCCAUUCUCCAAUUCUCCACCACGUACGUACAGCGACAGUAAUGGGGGGCUCGACGAACGUGAAGGAAUGGUGGCCUGCCAUCUUCAUGUUGUUGAUCCAAAUUUUCACGACAGGGUUAAUGUUGCUCACAAAGGUGGUGGUGGACAGUGGGUCACUUGCUUGGACCUUGCUCACGUACCGCUUCUUCCUUGGCGCCAUCUUGGCCAUCCCCUUGGCGAUGUUCUUUGAGAAAGGGAAGUUGAAGGAGCUUACACUGAAGGCGUUCAUAUGGAUUUUCACCAGUGCACUUGUGGGAUUCACAAUUCCUGGUUUCGCCUACAUUGGCCUCGGAGACACAUCGCCAGGAUACGCGGUAAACUUCUAUAACAUCAUACCGAUUGCCGCCUUCAUCCUCGCGGUUCUUUUCAGGAAGGAGCCACUGGACAUGAGGAGCCUGGUGGGGAACAUCAAGGUCGUCGGAACCCUAGUCUGCGUUGGAGGAACGCUGGUGAUCAGCCUGUACAAGGGCAAGGUGCUGCACCUUUGGCCCACAAAUAUCAUUGGCUACCACCCGAAGCAAGCCGGAGCUGCUUUUGGUCACCACCAUGUGCGUGGAACCAUCUUGCUCAUCACCAGCAGCCUCAGCCUCGCCGUCUGGUACACAGUACAGGCUCAGAUGCUAAAAGUGUUCCCAUAUAAGUACUGGUCCACUGUCGCUACAUGCUUCGUGGGGAGCAUCCAAACGGCUGUCGUGGGGGUUGCGAUGAACAGAGAGAAGGCAACAUGGGCGCUCAAAUGGAACAUGAGCUUGCUCACCAUUGUGUACUCGGCAAUACUCAACACUGCUGCCAAAUUUGUGAUGAUUUCGUGGGUCGUCACGCAGCGUGGGCCAACCUAUCCGGCCAUGUUUUGCGCCGUGACGGUGUUCUUCACUACUAUUCUCGACUCGUUGCUUCUCGGCAAUGAUCUGUCCGUUGGGAGUGUUCUAGGCAUGUUCAUGAUUCUAGCUGGGCUCUAUCUUUUCCUUUGGGGAAAGAGAAAAGAAUCGGUACCUCCGAGUGAAGAAAAUCCAAAGGAACAAAUGUUGUUUCAGAGUGGAGACAAGAAUGAUAAAUCAGUAGCUAAUGUAUGAUUAUUUCAUUUGGCAAUAUUACAAAAGGGACUAUUCAGAAGUUUGUGUAUUACGAAAAACAGAGGAAAAAGGUCAAUAUUGUUUGUGAUGUCCUCAA
Messenger RNA from Triticum aestivum (bread wheat), 1694 nucleotides. RefSeq names its product WAT1-related protein At5g64700-like. Lineage: Eukaryota; Viridiplantae; Streptophyta; Magnoliopsida; Poales; Poaceae. The record is from RefSeq and is a predicted model, not a curated record. Gene Ontology annotation, molecular function: transmembrane transporter activity. The coding region runs from base 527 to 1597 and encodes 356 amino acids. The transcript has 7 exons. Gene Ontology annotation, cellular component: membrane.